Messenger RNA from Candida dubliniensis CD36, 1533 nucleotides. RefSeq names its product threonine synthase (gene THR4). The transcript has a single exon. The coding region runs from base 1 to 1533 and encodes 510 amino acids. Gene Ontology annotation, biological process: L-threonine biosynthetic process. Lineage: Eukaryota; Fungi; Ascomycota; Pichiomycetes; Serinales; Debaryomycetaceae. Gene Ontology annotation, molecular function: threonine synthase activity; pyridoxal phosphate binding. The record is from RefSeq and is a predicted model, not a curated record.
AUGCCUUCUUCAUCACAAGUUUAUAGAUCUACUAGAUCUAACCAACCAGAAGAGUUAUCAUUUGAAGAUGUUGUUAUGACGGGGUUAGCCCCCGAUGGUGGAUUGUAUUUACCAUCCUCUAUCCCUCAAUUACCUAAUGACUUUUUAACUAAAUGGUCAGACUUGUCAUUUAAUGAAUUAGCUUUUGAAAUAUUAAGAUUAUAUAUCAAUGAGAAUGAAAUCCCUAAUGCAGAUUUAAAAGAUUUGAUUGCUAGAUCAUAUUCAACAUUCAGAUCAUCAGAAGUGACUCCUUUGAAAAAACUCAAUGACAAUUUAUACAUUUUAGAAUUAUUUCAUGGUCCUACCUAUGCAUUCAAAGAUGUUGCUUUACAAUUUGUUGGUAACCUUUUCGAAUAUUUCUUAACCAGAAGAAAUGCGCAAAAAGAUUUGACUAAACAACCAAAAGAUAUCAUCACCGUUGUUGGUGCCACUUCUGGUGACACAGGAUCAGCUGCCAUUUAUGGAUUACGUGGUAAGAAAGAUGUCUCUGUAUUUAUAUUGUAUCCUACUGGAAGAAUUAGCCCUAUACAAGAAGAGCAAAUGACAACUGUUGAAGAUGGUAAUGUCCAUACCUUAUCAGUCAAUGGUACAUUUGAUGAUUGUCAAGAUAUUGUCAAACAAAUAUUUGGUGAUAAAGAAUUUAAUGAUAAGUAUCAUGUUGGGGCCGUCAACUCUAUCAAUUGGGCAAGAAUCUUAGCGCAACAAACAUACUAUUUCUAUUCUUAUUUCCAAUUACAAAAACAAGCUAAAACCACUAAUAAGGUUAGAUUUGUUGUUCCUUCAGGUAAUUUUGGAGACAUUUUGGCUGGUUAUUAUGCUUACAGAAUGGGAUUACCAGUUGACAAAUUGAUUAUUGCCACUAACGAAAAUGACAUCUUGGACAGAUUUAUAAAAUCAGGAGAAUAUGCCAAAGAGCAAGAAGUUGGUGUUAAGGCAACUUAUUCCCCAGCAAUGGAUAUUUUGAUCUCAUCGAAUUUUGAAAGAUUGUUAUGGUACUUGAUCAGAGACAAUGUUCCUGAAGUCAACAAGAGUGAUGAAAAAGCAGGUCAAUUGUUGAACGAUUGGAUGAAACAAUUGAAAGAACAAGGCAAAUUUAAAGUCCCAGCUGAGGUCAUUGAUGCUGCAAGACAAGUUUUCGAUUCACAAAGAGUUGAUAAUGAUACCACGGUGCAAACCAUCAAACAGGUAUAUGACCAAUCUGGUGAUAAAUAUGUCAUUGAUCCUCAUACUUCUGUUGGAGUCACUACUUCUUAUUCAUUUAUUGCUAAAGAUACAGAGCCAACCCAAUACAUUUCUCUUUCCACGGCUCAUCCAGCAAAAUUCUCCGAAGUUGUCAAUAAAGCCCUUGAUUCCUUUGAUGGUUAUUCGUUUGACAAAGAUGUUUUGCCAGCAGAAUUGAAAGCCUUGAGCAGUAAAGAGAAGAGAAUUAAAUUGAUUGACGAAGCUAGUGUUGAAAAAGUCAAACAAGCUAUUAAAGACGAAUUGAAGUUUUAG